Balaenoptera acutorostrata (minke whale) is the source of this 4488-nucleotide messenger RNA. It is a transcript of the gene MED30, whose product is annotated as mediator complex subunit 30. Gene Ontology annotation, cellular component: mediator complex. The coding region runs from base 156 to 692 and encodes 178 amino acids. The transcript is spliced from 4 exons. Gene Ontology annotation, biological process: positive regulation of DNA-templated transcription. Gene Ontology annotation, molecular function: transcription coregulator activity. NCBI's taxonomy places the organism in Eukaryota, Metazoa, Chordata, Mammalia, Artiodactyla, Balaenopteridae. The record is from RefSeq and is a predicted model, not a curated record.
CGUCACGGUGGCGGAAGUCGCGGCAGCUGUGUUUAAAUCAGACCGCCCGAGUCUUACAAGCUUCUGCUCGCGCCGAGGCCAGCGACCGCCGAGCGUCGGGCGGACGCCCUGACGCCUACUCUGCAGCCCUGCUGACCUGACGCCGCUGCCACGCCAUGUCCACCCCUCCGUUGGCGUCGUCGGGGAUGGCGCCCGGGCCCUUCGCCGGGCCCCAGGCCCAGCAGGCGGCCCGGGAGGUCAACACCGCAUCGCUCUGCCGGAUCGGGCAGGAGACGGUCCAGGACAUCGUGUACCGCACCAUGGAGAUCUUCCAGCUCCUGAGGAACAUGCAGCUGCCAAACGGUGUCACUUACCAUACUGGAACAUAUCAAGACCGGUUAGCAAAGCUACAGGAUCAUCUUCGCCAACUCUCUAUUCUCUUCAGGAAGCUGAGAUUGGUCUAUGAUAAAUGCAAUGAAAACUGCGGCGGGAUGGAUCCCAUUCCAGUAGAGCAACUUAUUCCAUACGUGGAAGAAGACGGCUCAAAGAAUGAUGACCGGGCCGGCCCACCUCGUUUUGCUAGUGAAGAGAGGCGAGAAAUUGCUGAAGUCAAUAAAUUGACCCCUGAACAACACAGGUUUGAACUGUGCAGAUCCACUCAUAUGCGGAUUUUUUUCAAUAAAAUACUCCAGUACUACACAGUAUGCAGUUGACUGAAUCUGCGGAAGCAGAACCAUGGAUACAGAGGGCAGACUGUGGGACUUGAGCAUCCUCAGAUUUUGGUACCGCGGCAGGUCCUGGAACCAGUCCCCCACAUUGUUUAAUGGUCAGCUGAAUAUCACUGUGUACUUGAAAUUGUACAGAACAUAUUGAUGGUCAGUCUGGUUUCUAACAACAUAUAUAUCACUAAUGUCUACCAUAGUGGCAUGAAACUUUGGGGCAUGAAAUUUGUAAUCAGUAUUUGAUAUAAAUCAUCAGAUGCAGAAUGGCCUAAUUUUAAUAGUCAAAUUUUUAGCUUUUUAAAAUACUUCAUUUUCUUUUCAUAUGUCCUUGAAUCCAUAAGCCUUAAUACCCAAGUAAAGGAUGAACACUUGUUUGAGACUAUAUUUUAAGGAUAUCAGAAUGAGUUCUAUUUUGCUUAAAAGUAUUCUGUUAAUGGUAAAAUGAAACUGAAAGAGAUAUGUGGGUAGUUUUUACAGAGUUGACAUAUGAUUGAGUUCAAGCAGUUAGAAGUUAAAGCAUUUUUGACCAAUUGUCACAGCCUUUGUAUGAAUAGUAAAUUACAUGGUAUGACUUAGCAUAAACAUUUUUUUAAGUAUCUACUCUACUUACACAUUCACCUGUUAAUGUAACAAAUUAGGCACAGAUGAUGGAUUUUGAUAACAGCAGCUGUCAACCUCUGUUAAAAUCAAUCAGUGACAAGAUUGUAUAUAUUAAAUCCUGUAUCAUGUCAUGAAAAUUUAUUUACAGUUUAACCACUAAUAAGCAUAACUGUCAGCUUUGCUGUUGAUAUUUUCAUGAUGUGUUUUGGCUCUAGGUAUUUUACUUGUAUGCUAAUAAUUCUUUUAAUUUAAAACUUUGUGGCCUCUUUGAGACAAACUGUCCAAAUGCCUUAUGACAUAUCAUACUUUAAAAAAGUUUUACUAUUCCCUAGAGUUGAAUAUUACCUUGAAAAUAUCCCACAUUUUUUAGUUCUCUUACUUUAUUUAAGAGUUAAUGAUGCUAAAUUUUUUAAAUGAGUACAUCAGAAUUUAUAUUUCCAAAUGAGUAUUCUUGAAAGUAGCAUUUAUUCCAGUGAUGUAACCAUUGUGGGAGCCAUCUGUAACCUCUGUUUUGAUAUUGAUUUGAAAGUCUGUUUUUAACCACUCAAGAAUAUAAUUUCAUUACUUCUAGUUACUCCUUAAUUUAUACUGAAAUGUGAUCACUAAGCUUCUUUCACCAGACUUGGCCUUUGAAUGGUCUUCAGCUGUUUCAAAAACUUAAAUACCUCCUCUUUCUCCUUUUCCAUGGAUACAGAUUUGUCACUAUUGAAGUUAUUUAGGAGAACCCAUCACACACAUUUGCCCAGUUAACCUUUUUCACUGCAGUUUAAAUCAUAUUUCUUCUUCUUCAAGAAUUUUAAUGGAUCCCCAUUGUCUACUAACAAGACCAAAUUUACCCUUCCUUCCACUUUUUGCUCACCACCAACUUUUCUAGACCCCAAACAAAAAUAUUUUCCUUGUUUGCUGACCCUACCAGUUGGGGUUCCACAGCACCUGAUAUUUUUCCCCUGCCAUCUGCCUUAACCAGGUUAUGGUCUAGUCGUUUGGGCAGUAUAUCUUCUUCCUACUUCAUGCUGAGUUUCUUCAAGGCAACAGACCGUUUCUUACUCAUUUUUCUUCCCUUACAAUGCCUAACCCAGAGCCGGGCACAUAAUGUACCCUCAGUAAAUAUUUAUGGAACAAAAUGUGUUACAGGCUAAGAAUUCCAUUCCAAAGAGAAGUUCUGAAAUUUUUUAAAGUGACCAUAUUCAAGAUAUGUCAGAAGGUACCAAUUCAAAUAAUUUUUAAAAAAUCAACUCAUAUUCUUUCUCUUCCUUUUAUUCUUAUUAAGUUGCUCUUCUCUACUUUCCACCUGAAAAAUGAGAAUUGAGCAGGGAAUCAUGGUAGCUGAAGUCUCUCACAGCUUAGAGGAAUGAUGGCUUCGUGGAAAAGGGCAGCUGACUGAAUCAUUUUGAAGCCUUGAAUUAGUUCCCUGAACUAAGCUUACUGGUUUUCAUUACAUGUGUCUGUGUAACUGAUUUUCAUCUUAUGUAUGGGUAUAAAGAAAUUAGAACUGGCAAGGGCCUAAUAGAUUAUAUAAUCCAAUUUCUUACAAAAGAAAACUGAGGAUAAGGAAUUUGUCUAAGAUCAAAUAGCAAGUUAGAGGCAAAGUCAGAACUGGAACUAAGGUUUUCGACCUCCCAAUAUACACCUUUAUUUUGCUGCCACCCUUGAUUGCUGGCAGAAGUUUUGCUGCCACCCUUGAUUGCUGGCACCCUUGAUUGCUGGCAGAAGUUUCUUGGUCUCUAGGAUGACAGAGACUUAAUAGGCAGCUACCACAUACUUAUGACAACAGAACUUAGAAGAUCGGGCGUGUGAAAACUGAACAAGGAGACUGAGUACCUGAAGUACUAAUAGUAUCUUUUUCCCCAAAACUAUGUUAAAGUGAGCUUUAUGGUACUGAAUACUGUAUGCUUACCCUGUGUACUCUACGGUCAUAUGUUUUAAUCUGACUGUGUUGUGUUAAUUCUCUUCUCAAAUAUGAAUUAAAUUUAAUUAAUAUUGAAGUCUCUUUAAAUUGCUUUUCUGUUUUCCGAUAAGAAUUUCUUCCUCCCUUUUAGCUUCUUACCUCCUGUUACCUCUCUAACUCUAGAUAGAAUAUGAGCGAUUUAUUUAGUCUUAGUUUGCUUUUAAUGAAAUCAAAAUUAAGAUUUUUAGGUCUCUUUAUAAUGAACAUGUACUACUUGAUCUGGAGGUAUUUUAAUAUAGUAUCUUUAAAAUUAUCUAACUAAAUAUAUUACUUCCAAAUGUAAUGUUUCCAAGAGGUUACUUAAAAGUAAUGAUUAUUAUAAUAACUAGUAAACACUUUGAAAUUCUCUAUGUUUAUCUUGUUUUAUCUACACAGACAUUUACUACAUAGGAUUUGAAGAAAGGAUGCUUAAAAAGAAGUGUACAAACUGUGGUCUAGUAGAAACCCAGAUCUAGAGAUACAGAGACACCUGCCAUGUGCAUUCAGGGCAUCCAGCAAAUCUUAGUUAUGAAGAAGAUUAUAUCAGGGCUGUACCAUCUUGUCUUCAGUUUUCAGCAUUAGAUUGCACUUCAUGCUGAGAGCAAACAGUGACUUCUGCCACAUGUUUGAAAGACCAAUUACAUCAGGCAUUGCAUUUUUAUUAUACUUUAUAUUCUAUAUUGACGGUUUAUGUUCUGUGCCUACCAGUAACAUUUGUUGAAUGCUUACUUGUAUGCCAGGCACAGUUCUAACACUUGACAUGAAUCAAAUCUUUUGAUCCUCAUAAAAACUCUUAUGAGGUAGGUUCAGUUAUUUUCCCCAUUUUUCUGUUGUGGAAACUGAGGGACAGAGAGCUUAAGUAAUUUGGCCAACAUCAUAUAUUUAGUUAGUGAAGGAGCUGAGUAUAAACCCAGAGAGUCUGGCUCUAGAGAUUGUGCUCUUAACCAUUAUGCUACGCUGCCUCUUGGAAAACCCAUGUACUUAGGUUUUAUAACAAGUAAAUAUUUAGCUUAUUUUCUUUGGUGGUAGAAGUGGAGGAGUAAAGGGAGGUGGGGGAUGGAGCUGUAGGCCUCUGGGGGCUGAAUUAGAAUUCAUCAUGCCUUGCAGUGAAUGUUUGCGGCCAGAAAAGGAUUGAGACCUUCUGCCUUUUAAGGAAAUUAGCUUAAUUUCUGUCUGGAUCAUUAGAGUUCUAACUUAUGACAUUUUAGUCUUCUACCUUCAUGGUAUAUAUUUCAUGAAACAUUUUUGAUAAAUUCUUUU